This is a messenger RNA of Hemicordylus capensis (graceful crag lizard), 4756 nucleotides long. RefSeq names its product zinc finger protein 345-like. The coding region runs from base 194 to 2689 and encodes 831 amino acids. Gene Ontology annotation, biological process: regulation of transcription by RNA polymerase II. Lineage: Eukaryota; Metazoa; Chordata; Lepidosauria; Squamata; Cordylidae. The transcript is spliced from 6 exons. The record is from RefSeq and is a predicted model, not a curated record. Gene Ontology annotation, molecular function: RNA polymerase II cis-regulatory region sequence-specific DNA binding; DNA-binding transcription factor activity, RNA polymerase II-specific.
AAAAAACACUAGGCAGGGGCGCCUUCCCUUCCGGCCCCUCCCCCGAGGAAGGCGCCUUUGCGUCUCUUCCUGCCGGUGGGAUCUGCAGCCCAGCUUGAAGAUGGGAACUCAGUGGUUGCCAUCAAUGACUUCACUUCACCUGUUUGGUGAGCCCCUGCCUUAAGAAAGAGGCUCCUUGGACUAUGGGCUAGAAAUGGAAGAGCAAAACUCAAGUGGUCCUGAAGCAGCAAGAGUCCCAGAGGCAGUUCUAGUCUGGCACGCUGGAGAAAGAUUUGUGCAGAAGCUUCUGGGCGGGGACACCAUCAGGUCAGAUGUUCCAUGCUGGAGAUUCAGGCAGUUCUGCUACCAGGAGGCUGCAGGGCCCCGAGAAUUUUGCCGCCAACUCCAUGAUCUUUGCCGCCAGUGGCUGAAGCCAGAGAGCCACACGAAAGCUCAGAUGCUAGACCAGAUGGUCCUGGAGCCAUUUUUGACUGUCUUGCCUGCGGAGAUGGAGAAUUGGGUCAGAGAAUGUCAAGCUGAAACCACAUCUCAGGCCUUGGCCUUGGCAGAAGGUUUCCUCCUGAGCCAGGCAGAGGACAAGAAGCAGGAAGAGCAACAAGGGCAGCGACUGGCAGCAGAAAUGGUGGGCGAUUUCUCUGAGGCAGAGAAGUCUCCGUUGGACUCCGGAGAGAGAUUGCUCUUCAGGGGGAAGGGCCAGGAUUGUGACCGAGGUGCCCCCUGUUUGGGCAAUGAAAGGAUGUCGAUGCCUCAUUCCAGACCUUUUCCUUACUUUGAUAGAGGUGAUGUGGCUGCUGUGCCAUCACUGGAUCAUGUGGCUACUGUCCCAUCACAGGGCCCAGUGACCUUUGAGGAGGUGGCUGUGCAUUUCACGGAGGAGGAGUGGGCAUUGCUGGAUCCAGACCAAAGAGCCCUUCACAGGGAAGUCAUGGAAGAGACAUCAGCACAUCUGGCCUCACUGGGUGAUGAGAGGGGACAUGGGCGAGAGGGUGAAAGGCACAGGAGAAAAGCUGGAGGAAACUGGGAGUGGAGAAAGGAACCCAUUCCUUCUGAAGGGAGUGACUUGCAUGAAAUUCCAAUCCAAAAAGAACAUCACAGAAGGAAUACAAUCCCUCCCCAUGCAGAUAUCUCAACUGCUAAAUCAAGGCUUAGCACUCCUCAAACUGAUCACGCAGAGAAGACCCAGUAUAAAUGCUCAGAUUGUGGAAAGAGCUUUAGUCACAGAGGAAGCCUCACUUCCCAUAACAGAAUCCACAGAGGGGAGAAACCGUAUCAGUGCACAGUGUGUGGAAAGACCUUCAGACAGAGCUCAGGCCUUACUUACCAUCAAAGAAUCCACACAGGGGAGAAGCCAUAUGAGUGCUCUGUGUGUGGAAAGUGCUUUAGUAGCAACACAAGCCUCAUUUGCCAUCAUAGAAGCCACACUGGAGAAAAACCAUAUCAAUGCUCAGUGUGUAGAAAGAGCUUCAGCCAAAGCUCACACCUUUCUUCCCAUCAAAGAAUCCACACAGGGGAAACAGCAUAUCGAUGCUCAGUGUGCGGAAAGAGCUUCAACAGCACCACACACCUUACUUACCAUCAAAGUAUCCACACAGGGGAGAAACCAUAUCAAUGUUCAACAUGUGGAAAGAGCUUCAGUAACAACACAAGCCUUAUUUACCAUCAUAGAAGCCACACUGGAGAAAAACCAUAUCAGUGUUCUGUGUGUGGAAAGAGCUUCAGCCAUAGGUCACACCUUACUGAACACCAAAGAAUCCACACAGGGGAGAAACCGCAUCAAUGCUCAGUGUGUGGCAAGAGAUUUAACAGCAGCACAAACCUUAUUUGCCAUCGUAGAAGCCACACUGGAGAAAAACCAUAUCAGUGCUCAGUUUGUGGAAAGAGAUUCAGCCAGAAUGCCAGCCUUACUUCACAUCAAAGAAUCCAUACGGGGGAGAAACCAUAUCAAUGCUCAGUGUGUGGAAAGAGCUUCAGCAGUAGCACAAACCUUACUUACCAUCAAAGAAUCCACACAGGGGAGAAACCAUAUCAAUGUUCAGUGUGUGGAAAGAGCUUCAGGAGCAACACAAGCCUUAUUUACCAUCAAAGAGGCCACACUGGAGAAAAACCAUAUCAGUGCUCCGUGUGUGGAAAGAGCUUCAGCCAGAGCUCACACCUUUCUUCCCAUCAAAGAAUCCACACAAGUGGGACACCAUAUCGAUGCUCAGUAGGUGGAAAGAACUUGAGCCAAAACUCAAGCCUUACUUCACAUCAAGGAAGCCACAAAGGGGAGACACCAUAUCGAUGCUCAGUAUGUGGGAAGAACUUCAGCAGCAGUACAAGCCUUAUUUACCAUCAUAGAAGCCACACUGGAGAAAAACCAUAUCAGUGCUCAGUGUGUGAAAAGAGCUUCAGCCAGAGUGCACACCUGUCUACCCAUCAAAGAAUCCACAAAGGGGAGAAACCAUAUCAAUGCUCAGUGUGUGGAAAGAGUUUCAGCCAGAGCGCACAUCUUUAUACCCAUCAAAGAAUCCACCAAGGGGAGAAACCAUAUCAAUGCUCAGUGUGUGGAAAGAGUUUCAGCCAGAGCUCACACCUUUCUUCCCAUCAAAGAAUUCACACAGGGGAGAAACCACAUCAAUGCUCAGUGUGCAGAAAGAGCUUUGGUUCCAAACAAAAACUUACUAAGCAUCAAAGCAUUCACAAAACCUAAAAAGAAUUUAACUGCUCAGGAUGUGGAAAUAAUUUGGUGUGGAGUACAGAACUUCAUAUCCCGUGACUCACAUACAGAAAUGUCACCUAAAUAACUGGGUGCUGAGCCAACCUGGGGAUGUGAUCUUGGAACCACUGUCUACAAUCCUUGAUAAUUCCCAGGGAACAGGUGAAAUGAAAAUUUCACAAUCUUAAUCUUUGAAGAAGGGGAGCUCUGAAAUUUUAGGUUUAUCAGCUUGACAUUGCUACCUGGCAAGAUCCUAGAACAGAUCUGUCUGUCUGUGAGCAUGCAGAAAAGGAUCUGGUGAUUACUAGGAGCCAGCAUGGACUUGUCAAGAACAAGUCAUGGAGAACUAACCUCAUUUCCUUUUUCAACAAAGUGACAAGUUUAGUACAUCACGACCGUACUGUGGACAUCAUGGCUGACAUCUUGACUAACCAAGUGUGGAGGAACGAGGCCUAGACCUCUUGGUUUUGUAAAUAAGCCCUUGUAUUGUAGUAAUAUUCCUAAAACUCUUCUUUAUUGUUAAUAAGAUUGUGUGUUUAAUAUGCUUGCAUAUCCCUAUGCAUGAAAAAACUGGCAGGGUCAAAAGUUCAUGCCUGCUGUUCUUUUAGUUCCACAUUUAGAAUGUCAGUUUGACAGUUUGGUUUUGGAGGGAAGGGAAAAAUUGAAAAAUGGAAGGAACUUUUUAUUAGGAUGAUUGGAUUGUUUGGAGAACCAUUGGAGGAAAAUUGGAUAUGUAUAAUAGGCUGCUUUAGCAGAGAAUUGGUCAGUCUCAGUUGGAGUCAGUCUGCAGGAGAGUCCUGGAAGAAGUUCAUGUCCUGGAGAAAGUCAGUGUGCAGUUUGGAAAAGAGGGUCUUGCUUGGAAGAAGUGGCAGUGCUCAUGAAAAUUUGAGAAGUGCCAACCUCUCUUUUGAAAGAGAAACCAGAAUGUACAGUAUGGGAUGUCAAGAAACCUUAUCUACAUCUCUGUCCUCAAUAACAUUUUCCUGGAACUGCAGCGCAAAAAGGAGAUGGAGCGAGAAUGAGGGUCAGCAUAUCUCAAACCUGGGGAGUUUCCAUCACAGUUUUUCUAGAUCAAACAGUUCCCUGACAUCUCUGGGACUUUCAUUGGAGACUGUAUUGUGAAGUGUGUGAUACCAUGUAAAGUAACCCACAGAAAGGGCCAGAAGCCCAGAGGUGCAAGAGACCUGAAUGUCAGUGAAUGGUUGAACCCUCGGUUAAAACGUUAGACCAUGUGAUGAAAGAAUGCUCCCCUUUAAAAGUGAUAUGGAAGAAAGUGGCAAAAAUGGCUGACCGGCCUGAGAUUCCAGAACAACAUUGGAAAGAGAGGCUUGUUGCAGAGAAGAUUAGACCAAAACGGGAAAAGGUCCUAAGCAUAGGAACGGGGAGGGCGGCAGAUGAAAGACACCCUGGUCUGUUACUAGAGUUAUAAACCUUUUUGUAUUACGAGCUUUAUUUUUAAGAGAAGGAAAAGGAAGAGGGGAAAUAGUGAAAAGGAAAAUUUUGGUACUAAGAGCUCAGUAAUCUUUAUAUAUAAGAAGGUCAAAGAGUUGGCAAGGUUUAAAAAAGAAAACAUGCCUCAUUACAGAGGUGUGCAUCAAUGGAAAUGGAUGGACGAGAUCCCCCCCCAUCACUUGAAAGAAAGUACAUGUCUGGUGGGACAAAUUAACCAAGUUGGUUUAAAUUAUUUCUGUUUCUUUGUUUUCUAAUGUGUGAACUAAUAUAUUAUCUGAUAAAGAAAAGAUAAAACUACAUAAGGGGUCCUUGCAGUCAAAAAGGGGAAAUAUGUUAGUGUUAAUUACUUAGCAGUGACUGUUGGUGUCUAUCUUAUGUUUCUUUUAGAUUGUGAGCCCUUUGGGGACAGGGAUCCAUCUUAUUUAUUUAUUAUUUCUUUGUGUAAACCGCCCUGAGCCAUUUUUGGAAGGGCGAUAUAGAAAUCAAAUGAAUGAAUCAAUGAAUGUCAAAAUAGAGUUAUAAUUCGUGUAAUUAGUGUAAUUUGUAAACUGUCUUAUGUAAAACAUUGUAUUGUGUUGUGUUGUUUGCAAUAAAAUACUAAAAGCCUAA